This is a messenger RNA of Physcomitrium patens, 1804 nucleotides long. RefSeq names its product protein LIKE COV 1. Lineage: Eukaryota; Viridiplantae; Streptophyta; Bryopsida; Funariales; Funariaceae. The record is from RefSeq and is a predicted model, not a curated record. Gene Ontology annotation, cellular component: Golgi apparatus.
AUCGCUUAAUGGCAUAUCGCCGGAUUUCGCCCUUUCCUGCCGGUAUGUCGAGAUUGUUUGUUUCGUUUGAGUAUCAGCGACCUCAAUCUCGCGUUUUCAGUUCAUACCCACCUCGUCAAAUUUUCGGAUUCUUCUUCUCCCACUUGUUGUUGUUGCUGUUGUGGGUCGGGGUUUGGAACUUCGGUGUUUCGCCUGCUUAGGGUUUGGUGAAUUGGCAGGAAAAUUCGUGUUAAAGGGAAUUGAUUGGGUAGUGGACUACUACUACUACUGCGCCGAAGCGUGUGUGGGGAGGUCACAGGAAUGGAGACAGAUUUUGGUGGGGCUUUCUGGAAAGUAUGACUUAAGCGAGUGGCUGUGCGGGGUUGAUGUGUGUGGAAUGCGUGGAAGGGGGGGCGAGAGAGUUCAUGAGAGGACUAGGUUGUUGUGUGUGGAGGAGAGAGGUGAGCGUGAGAGUUUAGCGUGGGUCAAUUGCUGGAGUGGAGUGUUGGGGUGAGCUUUGUGCAGCUCCGCGCGAUUGGGAGGGUUUUUGCUGUGAGCAUGGGUGAUGAUAAAGCUUCGCCGUCGCGGCAGGCAGGAAGUGACAGAGAAUUGCUCAUGGCAGGGCAUGGCGAUGACAUAGAGGAUCCCCCGAAGACUGGCCAGCCUUCUCCUUCUGCGUACCAUUCAGGCCGGGAGGCUUUCUAUGGAUUUCUUUCAAGUUGGGCAUCGAAAAAGUUCAUGAGCGGCUGUGUUAUCUUGUUGCCAAUCGCGGUCACAUUCUAUAUUACGUGGUGGUUCAUCAAAUUCUUUGACAGCUUCUUUUCUCCAGUUUAUGACUAUCUCGGCAUUCAUGUGUUUGGGCUUGGAUUUGUGACAUCAUUUGUGUUCAUAUUUCUUGUGGGAGUAUUUGGAGCAUCGUGGAUCGGAUCAUCUGUGAUAACGGUGGGCGAAUGGUUUAUUAAACGCAUGCCUCUUGUGAAGCAAGUUUAUUCUGCCUCGAAGCAGAUCAGUGCUGCAAUCUCUCCAGAUCAAAAUACCCAAGCAUUCAAAGAGGUUGCUAUCAUUCGGCACCCUCGAGUUGGGGAGUACGCCUUUGGGUUUAUUACUUCCACCCUUGUUCUUCAGAACGAAUCAGGAGAUGAGGAGCUGUGCAGCAUAUUUGUACCUACCAAUCACCUUUACAUCGGCGACAUUUUCCUAGUGAAUUCGAAGGAUGUGAUCCGACCGAGCUUGUCCGUGCGAGAGGGCAUUGAGAUUGUGGUUUCGGGUGGAAUGUCGAUGCCACAAGUGAUCACACCGAUAUCAUCUCCAGCAAACCGUAUUAUUGUGUCGAGAUGAAGAACUUGUGUGCUGAUUUCGUAGGUAGAAUGUGGAGCUCGUUUAAUGCCCCAUGGUUUAGCAUUGCAAGGGUUUUACAGAUGGUCGGAAUCGACCAUUCUAAGAAAAGCAGUUUGAGGGAAUGUAGAUCAUUUAUGUUUGCGGAUCUUGGUGGGGCUUACUUGAUGAAAUCACCUCCUCAUCUUUUUGUACACAAGACACGUUGCUAUCGGUACGUGGACUAGUCAUCAUCGGAAAAGGGCUAGAGCAUAUUCUUCAGUGUCAGAAUCUUGAACAGUCAAAGAAAGAGAGACUUAUGUGUCAACUUCACAGUUGCAGGUUCUAUUUCCAACUCAGAAAGUAGCACGUCGUGCUGACAUGUAUCCAUUGCUUGAUGCUUUAUAAGCAGUACAGACUUUUUCUUAGAAUCCAAAGAAGUUUGUAACCGUCUUACUGGGUUUUCUUGUAAACAGUAAAAAAAUAAAAAUUAAAAAAAAUUAAAAAGCAA